This is a messenger RNA of Salarias fasciatus (jewelled blenny), 2253 nucleotides long. RefSeq lists its product as uncharacterized. NCBI's taxonomy places the organism in Eukaryota, Metazoa, Chordata, Actinopteri, Blenniiformes, Blenniidae. The coding region runs from base 970 to 1833 and encodes 287 amino acids. The transcript is spliced from 3 exons. The record is from RefSeq and is a predicted model, not a curated record.
AUUAAAGACCAGUACACACUACAGGAUUUUUUUUUCAAUCUUCUCCGGUUUAGAGACCCACACACUAGCAGACAACAGAAGACAGAUCGCACCAAAUUUUCCUCUCCUGAUCUUUUACACUGUGGUGUCCCUCCGGAGCAGACCACACAGAAGAUCUCCAAAUCUCGCGUAGUCAAACGUGACUUUCGACCACGGACAUCCGGGCCACUAAGCACAUCCGGGUUUGCGCGGGCCUUAUAAACCCAUGCAAAGGGACAAACAAUCACGCACACUGCUGCCAGCGAAGCGAGCCAUUUUUCGUGUGGAGUUUGUUCUUGCUCAAUAUUUGUUGUAGACUGAGGGAUCUAGAUAUAUAAAAGAUGGUGAAGAAUUGUUGUGUGUUCAACUGCACCAACAGUGUAGCUCGACAUCCUCACUUGUCCUUUUACACGAUACCAAGCGAGGCUACUGAACCAGAGAGGAGGAGAAAAUGGCUGUUGGCUAUAAACAGAGCCACCGACCCCACCACCAGCAAAACACCGGGGAAACUGUGGCUACCGAAGUCGAACUACACCUAUGUUUGUUCUGCACACUUUAUAACGGGAGAAAAGGUCAACCACAAAGACCACCCAGAUUACGUCCCUUCCAUAUUCCCACACAAACCAGGCUCAAGACAGUCAAGCCAGGCAGCUCUCUCACGAUUCAACAGAGCCCAGAAGAGAAGGGCAACAUCCAGUUUGAUGACAGGUACUCGGGGACGCAAAUGUUUGAAGCUCAUCGACAAUAUUCCAGACACACAACCACCAGCAGAGAGUCGGUCCUCACCGUGUGUUGUGACUGCAGACAUCUCAUCACCAGUGACUGCUGAACAGCCACCAUGUUUGAGACCCCCACCCACUCCGUCAACCCCAGCGUCUUCGCACCCUGCAUCUCCAAAGCAGGCUCGAGGUCUCGCUACACCACUACAGACGAGUGAACGGGAGCAGCUGUAUGAAGAGCUCAACAAUCUGCGAGCUGAACGGGACAACGCGCGCAAGAUUGGAGAUGUUGGAAAAGACACUCGAUGCAUCAAACUUAACGGCAAGUGCCGUUCAAGGCAACGACGACAAGUUCCAGAUGUUGACUGGCAUAACGUGGGAAAUAUUUGAAAAAGUGUUUGGAUUGCUUAGUCCGUUCCUGUGCAGCGAACCGAAGAACAAAUCCAGUCUGCCUCUCGUUGACCAACUUUUCAUAACUUUGGUGAUGCUGAGACAUAACAUGUCCUUCGAACUGUUGGCACAACUGAAGGACAUUCCCACCACAACGGCCAUCGACUACUUCUGGAAGUGGGUCGACCUCAUCUACUCAAAGCUAGGGUUCAUGAUCAAAUGGCAGGACAGAGACACCAUCUUUCAGACAAUACCGCCUGUCUUCAAGGCCGAAUUUCCACACCUCACAUCUAUUAUUGAUUGCAUUGAGAUCUUUAUUGAUGCGCCGAAAGACCCCAAAGCCAGGGCCCAGACGUGGUCCAACCACAAGAAACACUGCACUGUGAAGGUGUUUGUGUCCUGCUCUCCAGUAGGUUCCAUCAACUUCCUGUCCUGUCUGUGGGGCGGUGGAGCGACGGACGUACACGUCGUACGAGAGUCGGGCUUCAUAAGCUCAUCCCUUCACAUGCCGGAUGACCAGAUCCUGGCUGAUCGCCGUUUCCUGUUCCAUGAAGAUUUAGCCGUCCAGUGUGGAGCAGAGCUGCUGACACCGGCCUCCACCAAAGGGAAGAAGCAACUGUCUGCACGAGAGCUGGAAACAUCAAGGAAGAUUUCUUCUGUUCGAGUACACAUCGAGCGGGUGAUCGGCCUACUCAAGAACAGAUAAACCGUUCUACAGGGUCCAGUUCCAGCCCGCAUGGUGCAGAGAGCUGCAUGUGAAAUGCAAGAAGCAACUUCAAGCAUCGAUAAACUUGUUCGUGUAUGUGCCGUCUUGAUAAACCUUGGUGAAAGCAUUGUUUUCAGUGAAUGAAUGUGCUUGUGUCUCAUGUGACAGUUACAUUGUUUUGUGUAUUGCUAAUAUUUCACGUCAGGAUGUCAUUAUACCCGGUGUCAAUGUGCAAUCAGUCAUCUAUUUUCUUAUUGAUGAGAAAUUGUAACAUGGAUCGUGUCAAUUUCAUUUUCAGUGCCAUAGGUGUUCAUUCUGUUCUCUUUUUUUUUUUUAAGCUGCAGGGCAGCAUGGAGCAAGGUGUUCAGUUCUUUUUUAGCAAAGUAACUUGGAUUUUUUUUUCUCAGAUUUACAAUUCAA